Rhagoletis pomonella (apple maggot) is the source of this 1091-nucleotide messenger RNA. It is a transcript of the gene RpL5, whose product is annotated as 60S ribosomal protein L5. Gene Ontology annotation, molecular function: 5S rRNA binding; structural constituent of ribosome. NCBI's taxonomy places the organism in Eukaryota, Metazoa, Arthropoda, Insecta, Diptera, Tephritidae. Gene Ontology annotation, biological process: ribosomal large subunit assembly; translation. Gene Ontology annotation, cellular component: ribosome; cytosolic large ribosomal subunit. The coding region runs from base 107 to 1003 and encodes 298 amino acids. The record is from RefSeq and is a predicted model, not a curated record. The transcript has 4 exons.
UCAAAGUAAUGGAUGAUAUUGCCAUCUCUUUCUUUUUCUUUUCACCUACGUGUGAAGGCAUCGCGUAUUUCACGUCGGUGUGAAUUAAAUUAAUAAUUUCGUAAAAAUGGGUUUCGUCAAAGUAGUCAAGAACAAGCAGUACUUCAAGCGCUACCAGGUCAAAUUCCGGAGGCGUCGUGAGGGUAAAACAGAUUACUACGCUAGGAAACGUUUGAUCUUCCAGGACAAGAACAAGUACAACACACCAAAGUACCGUCUAAUUGUACGUUUGUCCAACAAGGAUAUCACCGUACAAAUAGCCUACGCCAGAAUUGAGGGUGAUCGUGUUGUCUGCGCUGCCUAUUCCCAUGAGUUGCCCAAGUAUGGAGUUAAGGUGGGUUUGACCAACUACGCUGCAUCAUACUGUACUGGUUUACUCGUUGCUCGUCGUAUCCUCAACAAAUUGGGUCUGGAUACCCUUUACGGUGGUUGUACUGAAGUUACAGGUGAAGAAUACAACGUAGAACCCGUCGAUGAUGGUCCAGGCGCUUUCCGUUGCUACUUGGAUGUUGGUCUUGCACGUACAACCACUGGUGCUCGUGUAUUCGGAGCCAUGAAAGGUGCUGUCGAUGGUGGUUUGAAUAUUCCACAUUCUGUGAAGCGUUUCCCCGGCUAUAGUGCUGAGGCUAAGAGCUUUAAUGCCGAUGUCCACCGCGCCCAUAUUUUCGGUCAACAUGUUGCUGAUUACAUGCGCACUCUUGAGGAAAACGAUGAAGAAAGCUUCAAACGCCAAUUCAGCCGUUACAUCAAAUUGGGAAUCCGUGCUGACGAUCUUGAAACUAUUUACAAGAAAGCCCACCAAUCCAUUCGCGCCGAUCCUACCCACAAGAAGAAGGAAACUAAGAGCGGCGGCGUGAAGAAACGGUGGAAUGCUAAGAAACUCACGAAUGAACAGCGUAAGGUGAAGGUCGCCGAACACAAGGCUGCCUACAUUGCCAAGCUGAAGUCCGAGUCUGAGGCCUAAAUGCACUCAAAUGGACAUGUGGGGAAAACUCUAAAACUUUAUUAUUAUAUUAAAAUAAUAAUAUAGGAUUUUAUUUACAGUAAAACAA